AUGACGGAAAUGUUUGCUGCAGUUUAUUUUGUAGACGAUUGUCUUGCUCAGUGUGGCAAAGACUGUAGGUCUUACUGCUGCGAUGGGACCACUCCCUACUGCUGCUCCUACUAUGCCUAUAUUGGGAAUAUCCUCUCGGGCACGGCGAUUGCCGGUAUCGUGUUUGGAAUUGUAUUUAUCAUGGGGGUCAUUGCUGGGAUCGCCAUAUGUAUCUGCAUGUGCAUGAAAAACAACCGCGGGACGCGGGUGGGCGUGAUCAGCACCGCCCGCAUCAAUGCCAUCACCUCCUACCCUGUGGCGCCGCCCCCCUAUAGUUACAACCAUGAGGUGGAACACUGUGCAGAACUGCCUCCCCCCUACUCGCCAGCCCCACAGUCUUCAGCACAGCGUUCGCCACCCCCUCCGUACCCUGGACAUUCAAGGAAAUAACCCUUCUCCCGGAGGGAAUAUGUGCCAGCCACAGAUCUUGCCAUGAAUAAAAUGCCUCUACUCAGAAACAGACAGGAAGAACUGCUGUAAAAAAUAGUCUUUUGGGCCAAACUAAGUGUCAAGUAGAAUGUCCAGGCUGAGAUACAGAGCCUUUAACCACCCUCGGAGCUGAGUCUAGACUAUUAUGUCUGGUUCCAUGGAACCGCCUUUGAAGAGAUCUACUGAUCAACCUAAGCACAUUUGGAAGAGAGUAAUGAGAUGGAAAAAAAUGUCUGAAAAUCAUGUUGCUUAAUGAAAUUGCAAUAUUGAUCCAAAGAGAAGAUCUAUGUGAGACAGGAAAUAGCCUGGACUACUUAAAGAAAACACUAUAUUCUAUAUUUCAUGUAGCCUUGAGUCAGAACUAAAACUGUUCAUUCUUUCGUUCGUCAAUAAAUGCUGGUCAAGUGUGUGAGAACCUGCUCUGUGCCUUAUACUGCUGGAAGCACUAGAUGGAAGUUGCAGCAAUUUUGGUUUCAGUAUGAGAAAGAGCAGUUGGAGCUUUUGUGAAAAGCCCUGUUACCAAGACUUCACACAGAACCUGGCUGACUCUCUGUUAGAGAGUUGCUCUAGACGGGUUAGCGAAAUCAAAUGGUCAAAGGGUCCGGUGGACCUCAAAAGUUUCUGCUCAUGUUUUAUGUAUGUGUGGGGUAAAUUUGUAUGUCUUCAAAAGUGAAAACUACUGGAAUCAUUGAACCUUAUCUCUUUAAUUUGAGUCUUAAAACGGGAUCAAAGGGAUUCAAAGUUGCUUGAAGCCAAGAACUCUUCAAUGCUAGCUACUGCCACCUAAAAAUCAUGACUUUUAAUUAGUGUAUUAUGACAAAGGUUAUUCCAGUAGCAGAAAAAAAAAGUAUCAAAUCCCAUAAGCAACAAAUUCUUCACUUCAGAUUAAAAGAUGAAAAGCCAAAUAUUUCCAUUUUAUAUCAGAAGUAAAACCUCAGAACUUGACCAUGGAGAUAGACACACUUACAAACAGAGAGGAAAAAAUGAGGUUCGUAUUCUGUUCUGUGGAGUUCCAUUCCAGAGUAGUUUAGACACACUUCUCUUUUGUGAUAUUUUUAUAAUCUGCUCCCUUGAAAAAGUUACACAGUUAAUGGAAAAGUUAGGAUAUUAGCAUCAAGCUGUUGCCUUUUGCCAAAAUCCGAAUGUUAUGAAGUGCCUGUCGUUAGGUGUAAAUGUUGUUAAUAAAUAAGUCUAAUGUGCCAUAUUUUGCUGCAAGUGGCCUUAACAUUUAUGUUUUUAUGUUGGAUCUUUCAUGUAUUUAAAAUUUACACUGAGAAAAUAUUGGGAAUGGAUGAUUAAAUUUUUGUAAUUUUUAUCACUUUGCAAUUAAAUCCAAAAUGUUUAACCCAACAUUAUUAUCACAUUUCUGUGAAAUCCCAAAACAAUGCUCAGAAUUUUGCUGAAUAAAAUAGAAAAAUGCCUUACAGUAUAAAUUAUAGUCUCAUUCUUGUGGUCAGGACAUCGAGGAGCUGAUACCAGUAGCAUGUUUUACUUACCAAUACACUGAUCUGACUGAAAUGUGAUGUAACUGCGAGUGAGAUCACAAACCUAAAUGUGUUUUGAAUGACUUGCUCGGUUCUAGGCACCAAGACGCAUCCAAGAGUUCCACCUAUUGCAGUGACCGAGAUGUGAGCAGUUUUCACAGUGCCUACCCUCUCAUUCAUCUCUCUCUCUGCAAGUGUGAUCAGACCAAUCACACUGACUCUGUGCAGCUCAAAGUGCCAGGGUCUCUGUGACUCUCAGAACGUUGGUUGCAAAUGCACCACGCAUUUCUUAGGAAAAACGGAGAGGGAAAGAGCCAUGGAAAUUGAAUGCUCAUCAUCUCUGUCAAUAAACAUUUAUCACGUGCCUCCCGUGUGCCGCAAGCAUUACCCACAGAGGAGCCAUUUCCUUCCACGUCAUCUCUCUUCUUUGAGUGGUUGAAUGGCCUCCCGUAAGAUAGAUCACAAACCCACAGGCCUGCAAUAGAUGACUCUUUUUAUUAUUUGUAUUUAGUGUCACAGUAGCGUAAAUGGGCACAUUAUCAGUAUAGACUUUUAGAGUUCACCUAUUAUUUUCAUAGAUGAAACAUCUUGAGGGAAGCAGUAUAUGUUGUGAUAGCUUUGAAUUACGGUUAUACAAAAAAUAAAGUAUUUUCUGAGGCCAAAAUGUUUACAAUAAGCAAUAAAAUGAAAAAACCCAUUAUAACAAGGGUUACAUUUC
Molecule: messenger RNA, 2670 nt
Organism: Miniopterus natalensis
Lineage: Eukaryota; Metazoa; Chordata; Mammalia; Chiroptera; Miniopteridae
Source: RefSeq, a predicted model, not a curated record